AUGUGGCUGCAUAUUGAUCUCGUAAGUUUCCACUCGGUGGCGACCUCCUCUGCGUGCGCACCCUUUUCACUUCGGUUAUUUACCAAGCACCCUUAGACAGAGUCAGGAGAACCUUGGAGAACGUGUAAAUGGUGAGAAGGAAGUCAACGGUGGAUAGGUAACAACAAAGUCAAAUCGGGGUGGACCGAUUUUUAUAAGGUGCGUGUCGAAAGACCAGGAAGAUUAGAUUUGGGGAGUUUAAACAAUAGAAAACGAAGAAUAGAGGAAAGUAGAUAGAACAGAAGCUGACAUCUAAUAAGAUAAAUAGAGGAAGAUAUAGAAAACGACCCCAAGACAUAGAGACAAGUACAUAAAUAGAAAUAUAGAGUGUUAGAAAAACGAAGAUUUUGUUUUUUAUCGAAGAUAAAAGGGAAUCGGAGGAGGUGAAGCAGGUGAAAAGAAAACUGUUUGCCAGCAGAAGCAAACGAAGGAGAGAAAAAGCAACGUAACUCCAAUGUAUUACGGUCCCCCUCGCGUGAACGAAUCCACGGAAAUAUGUCAUUACCACGAGAAUGGAGCCUGCAGGAUUCGGUUGAGCGUGACGCUGUCGCCUGUGCGACAGCGUCGCAGGAGAUGGUCGGCACCACUGUCAUCGACGAGAAUAUGAAUCAACAAAAUCAACUGGGCUCCCUUUUGUCGAUACAUUCGGCGCCCGUCUUCGAUUUGAGCACAGGUGUACCCUCGCCAAAAAGGCCAGCCUCGUUGGCCGUCCAGGCGACAGCAACUUCAACGCCGGUCGUGCCACCGCAUCUUCAGAGUCCAGAGACGAUCGAGGACGAGGAUAACGAUAAUCUCCUGACCAUAUCGAGUCUCACGGCCAGGCCAUUGAUUGCCAAGUCUCAUGAACUUCGAUCGAGCAUAACUUCUAGUACUAAGAAGAAAAAACCUAAGUGCGAAACGAAAAAAUCGAGAAAUAUCAAGUACGUUCCAUUAGAUGGUGGUUAUGGGUGGGUGAUCGUUUGCGGAGCAUUUUUCGUUCAGUUCUGGGUGACUGGACUGAUGAAAUCUUACGGGGUGCUGUAUGUCGAGGUGAUGGAAACGUUUAAGGAUUCCACAGCUUCGGUCGCUUCUUGGAUACCCGCUAUCUUGUCUUGUCUUUGUCUUGCACUUGCUCCAGUGACGAGCAUGCUGUGCCAGAAGUAUAGUUGUCGGGCAGUCGUUUUCAUCGGUGGAUUGUUCUGUGCUUUAGGAUUAACGAUAAGUUACUUUGCGACAAAGUUGAUACAUCUCUUUUUUACAUUUGGAGUUCUGACAGGCAUUGGCAGCGGUCUGUCGACAACACCAGGUAUCAUCCUCGUCUCACAAUACUUCGACAAGCAUCGUGCACUAGCAAAUGGAAUAUGCGUAUCUGGUACAGCAGCUGGCAGUUUCGUGUUUCCGCUUUUGAUCAAGGUUCUCGUGGAUAAUUUUGGUUUCCACGGUACCAUCCUUUUACUUGGUGGUUGUAUGCUUCAUGUGUGCGUCAGCGCAACCCUAUACCGGCCAUUGGAGAACAAUUACGCGCCAGAAGACACAAACAUGCCGGAAAAGGCGGAAAAGGUCGAGAGCACAGCAAAGGAAUUAGAGACGGCAAAACAACAGAAGUUAGAUUUAAUAUUCGCCAAUGAUUCGACUACGAAACAUAAUCUGUUGAACGAAUUAUUUCAUCAGAACGGUGUGGUGGCGGUCGAGCUGACAGACAGUGACGAGGAGAAAGACGUUGUGGGCGAGUGUCUACGGAUGAAACCGAUCUCGAAGAUACGUAGCUCGAGUAUAUUACACAGUGUCGAAGAUCUAUCGACCGAUUCUACGUGCGUUUACAAGGCAAGGUCGUCGUUAAAGUCGCUGAAGUCGUCGGUCACGGCGGUAUGUCCAGUUCCUCAGAACGAGUCACAACUGCCAAAGGAAAAGAAGACAGUGAUGCAAAGGAUAGCGCAAUACAUCGAUCUGUCUCUAUUGAAAAAUCCUCAAUUCAUGAUGAUGUGUUUGUCCGUUAGUCUUAUGUCAACCGGAAGUCCGUAUAUGCUGUACUAUCUUCCGGCUUACGUACACGCUGCUGGUUAUACGAAAUCGGAAGCUGGAUACCUGGUUGCUAUUUCCGCCGCGCUUGAUUUAUGCGGAAGAUUAGGACUUGGAUGGCUUUCGGAUCUGAAACUUUUUGAUCGGCGGAAAGGAUACAUUGGAAGUGUCGUGGGUGCUGGUGUAGCUGUACUGGCAAUUCCAAUGGCCCAUUCUUUCUACGUGUUAGCAUGUUCUGUAGGCAUGUAUGGACUAUGCUUAGGCUGUUGGUUCCUCUUGGUUCCCGUCCUUCUCGCAGACCAAUACGGAACUGAUAAAAUAUCCUCUACUUAUGGUCUUGUCAGGAUGUUCCAGAGCGUUGGAGCAAUUUCUAUUCCGCCUUUAGCAGGUUACUUGCGCGAUGUAACAGGAAGUUACUCCGUAUGUUUUCUAUGCAUGGGUACGUGCAUGGUCAUGGGAGGUCUACCUUUACUCCUGGUUUUUAACGAAGUAUCGGAAUCAUCGAAGAUGACUGUUAAUAAUGAGAACAGUAACUGUCAAGGAGAGGUGGUUGCAAAAGAAUAAAAAUAUUUUGCGAAUGUGA
This is a messenger RNA of Bombus pyrosoma, 2620 nucleotides long. RefSeq names its product monocarboxylate transporter 12 (gene Sln). Bases 535 to 2601 code for a protein of 688 amino acids. Gene Ontology annotation, biological process: monocarboxylic acid transport; transmembrane transport. Lineage: Eukaryota; Metazoa; Arthropoda; Insecta; Hymenoptera; Apidae. Gene Ontology annotation, molecular function: monocarboxylic acid transmembrane transporter activity. The record is from RefSeq and is a predicted model, not a curated record. The transcript has 5 exons.